AUGAUGCCAAACCUGGCUCGUUCAGACAACGAUGAUCGCACCAACUCGGUUCUAUCUACCUCUUCUCACACCCACGUCGACAACAACGAUGCUCUUGCAUCAUCGCCGCACUCGAAAAUGACAGCCUGGCCUGUAAAGCACGCGGAACCAGUCGCUGAAUCCAAAGCGCAUCCUCCAUCGACCGCUCCUGCAUCUCAGUCUGUCGCUGAUCCUCUACCAGUCCCUAGCACAGCGCAAGUGGGCCGACGGUCCAUCGGCCGUCAGCAGCGCGCGGAUCGGCCACCGCCGCCUAAAUGCAUGCUCAGCUGCAUCGAAAGCAUCGAGUCAUGCACGCAAAACGUGGUGCGCUUCAACGAACGCAUGGAACUUAACCGAGCGCAGGCAGAAGCACAACGCGCAGAGAAGCGGGAUUCUCCGAUUGCAAGCAAGGCCAUCAUCCCUCUGGCAUUUGUCAUCCUAUCCUGGGUCUUUCUCGCCUACGUGUGGCGCUUGUGCAGCCGUUUGAUACAGCAGAAUCCUCAAGGGGCGGUGCUUGGGAGUAGGUCAGAGGGAGUUGGGCUGCUGGUAGGAUUCGUCAUUCUUUGGCUCAUGACCAUGUGGUCAUACGUAGUCGUUAUCUCAAAAGGUCCUGGUCUCGUCAAGGACUAUGUAUCCGAAUCUGAUCCUCCUUCUGCUGCGGCUCAAGGACAAUGGUGGAGCCCAGCCUCAGCAGCACCACAACCUCAGCAGUAUCAAGAGGGUGCAGCUCAACCCAUGCCCAUUUCGGGACGCAUGCACCAAAGCUCUGACAUAGCGGCGAUGCAAGCCUCAUCGUCUGCGGAUGGACACGCUAUCGCAUCUGCAUCGUCCACAUUGUCGUUCCCCUAUCCAUCCUUCAAUGCGGAUUUGCAAAGGUUCGGCGGCGAUCGCGCUUCCUCCGACAGCAUGCGCGUGCUACCCGGAUCGGUGGAGCCAAAGCACACUGUCGAUUCUGCCGAUUUUACGCAUUCGUACGAUGAGUACAGACGCACAAUCGCCGAGGAAGAUGCAGUGGCAGCCGCCGACACUUUGGCGGCCGAUGUGGAAGCACAGCUGGACGCAGAAAUGCGAUCGACCAUGCCUAGCGCUGAAGCAUCGGAUGUAGCAACGGAUGCACAACUGCCGGAUGUGGUCGGUCCGCUUGCUGCUGCGGCGAUUGCCGGAGGUCAGGGUGUGCGACAAGGUGCAGAGAUGCUCAACGACUCGGCUUGCGGCGCGCCUCGUACUGACGACACGAACGCAGCUGCUUCCGGCUGGUCAGUACCUCGACGAACACUACCCAACGAUCCACCACCGCUGUCGGCGUCGUCGCAAUACUGCCAUCGUUGUCGACGCGUGAAACCGCCGCGUGCACACCACUGCCGACGCUGCGGAACAUGCGUAUUGAAGAUGGACCACCACUGUCCAUGGGUGGGCGGAUGUGUUGGGGCGCACAACCAGCGCUUUUUCUUUAUAUUUGUCUUGUGGGUCACACUGCUCGAGUUGUACACGCUCGUUACCACAGCGGUCUGUUUCCAUCGCGGUGUGCAAUCUCUCCAGGUAGGAUCGGCGUGGAGGCUGGAUGGGUUCUUGAUAUCCUUGCUGCCGAUCUGCGCCGUGUUCUUGAUGUUUACGGGUGCGCUGUUGGGAACACAUGUGUGGUUGAUGGGACGUAAUAUGACGACGAUAGAGCAUGUGGCGGUGAGUCGGAUGCAGGCGAGGGAGCGGGUGUUGGUGGAUCGCUGGGUAGGCAUGCAGAAGCAGGCUGGAUUGGCGGGGUUCAAGAUGAAGCGCCAAUUGGUGAGAGAGUGGGAUGCCGAGUGGGGUGCAUUGACGACCGAGGCGAAUCGCUGGUGGUUAGGCGGAUCGAAUGAAGUCGACUUUACUCAACACUCGAACGAUGCAACGAGUCAAGGUGCGCAAGAAAAACCUUGCGCGACGUCCUCUCGCAACCGAAAGCAGCAAGGCGCUUUCCAAACCAACAUCCAGCAGUCGCUAGGCGCAUCUCUGCUAUUCUGGAUCUUGCCACUCGGAGACCAUCCCAAUGACGGCUUGGUCUUCCCGAUGAACCCAAGAUUCGGCCAAUUCGGCGUUUGGAGAAAGAGACAAGACUGGCCUGUUGCAUUGCAGUAA
Molecule: messenger RNA, 2130 nt
Organism: Mycosarcoma maydis (corn smut)
Lineage: Eukaryota; Fungi; Basidiomycota; Ustilaginomycetes; Ustilaginales
Exons: 1
Coding region: 1-2130 (709 amino acids)
Biological process (GO): protein targeting to membrane; peptidyl-L-cysteine S-palmitoylation
Cellular component (GO): Golgi apparatus; endoplasmic reticulum
Molecular function (GO): protein-cysteine S-palmitoyltransferase activity
Source: RefSeq, a predicted model, not a curated record